AUGGACCACAACGAGAAGCCGACGGCGACGUCCACCGGGGUCCACCCCGUCUCCGACAACGACGAGCGCCGCGCCUCGGUGCAGGAGCUCAAGGAGAAGGAUGUCUACCACUCGGACCUGUUGGUCGACCAGGAGCUCAUGAACAACGCCUUCGACGCCGAGAACCGCGAGCACGAGCAGGGCACCUGGGCGGCGGUCAAGUCGCAUCCAAUGGCAUGUUUCUGGGCCUUCAUCUUCUGCUUCACGAUUGUCAUGGAGUCUUUCGACAUGUUCCUCAACGGCAACUUCGUCGCUCUGCCCGCUUUCGCCAACAAAUACGGUGUCAUGUCCGAGGACGGCAAGAUGGCUAUCCCCACCAAGUGGCAGAGUGCGCUGUUCCAGUCUGGACAGUGCGGUGCUUUCAUUGGUGUCUUGAUUGCCGGCCCUAUCACCAACCGACUCGGGUACCGCUGGACUACCAUCAUUGGACUGAUGCUGAUGAACGCUACGAUCUUCAUCUCGUUCUUUGCCGACUCUCUCACUGUCCUCGUCAUCGGUCAAGCCUUCGAGGGUGUCCCAUGGGGCCUCUUCAUCGCCAACUCGCCCGCCUAUGCCAGUGAGAUUGUUCCAAUCUCCCUCCGAGGUGCCUGCACGGCCACGUUGCAGAUGUCGUGGUCCAUCGGCAGUAUCAUUGUCGCUGGAGUUACCUACGCCACCAACCAGUGGACCACUCAGUGGGCUUGGCGUGUGCCAUUGGCCCUGCAGUGGAUCUUCCCAACCCCCCUCCUCAUCCUCAUCUUCUUCGCUCCAGAGAGCCCGUGGUGGCUCGUCCGCAAGGGCCGCAAGCAAGAAGCCCUUCGCUCCCUUGAACGCCUUGGCCGCAAGGGCAUGACCGAUUCCGUGGAGAAGCUGGCAAUGAUUGAGCGCACCGUCGAGAUUGAAGCUAAGAUUGGUGGCAACCCAUCUCUUCUGGACUUGGUCAAGGGCACUGAUCUUCGCCGGACUGCCAUCACCUGCUUGACCUAUGCUUCGCAGAACUUUGCCGGCAAUCUCAUUGCCAACCAGGCUACUUUCUUCUUCGAGCAGGCCGGCAUGUCCACCGACUUCUCCUUCCAACUCAACCUCAUCACCACCUGCCUCCAAUUCGCCGCCAACAUCGGCUCCUGGUUCCUCCUCUCCUGGUUCGGCCGCCGCACCAUCUACCUCUGGGGCACCUUCACCAACGCCGUCUUCCUCUUCAUCCUCGGAAUCUGCGCCUCCAUCACCCAAUCCCACUCCACAAACUACGCCCAGGCCUGCUUCGGCGUCAUUAUCUCCGUCGUCUACGCCGGCUCCCUCGGCCCCGCCACCUACACCAUCAUCGCCGAGACCUCCUCCGUACGUCUCCGCGCCCUGAGCACCGGCGUCGGCCGCGCCGCUUACUACAUCGCCGAGAUCCCCAUGAUCUACCUCGCCUCUCGUCUGCUCAACCCCACAGGCUGGAACCUGGCAGGCAAGUGCGGAUACGUCUGGGGUGGUACUGCAGUGGUGUGCUGGGUCCUUGCGUACUUCGGUCUGCCUGAGCUCAAGGGCCGCUCGUACCGCGAGAUCGACAUUCUGUUCAACCGCAAGGUUUCCGCGAGGAAGUUCAAGCGCACGCAGAUUGAUGUCAAGGAUAACGACUAA
Messenger RNA from Zasmidium cellare ATCC 36951, 1644 nucleotides. RefSeq lists its product as uncharacterized. Gene Ontology annotation, molecular function: carbohydrate:proton symporter activity. The transcript has 5 exons. NCBI's taxonomy places the organism in Eukaryota, Fungi, Ascomycota, Dothideomycetes, Mycosphaerellales, Mycosphaerellaceae. Gene Ontology annotation, cellular component: membrane. The coding region runs from base 1 to 1644 and encodes 547 amino acids. The record is from RefSeq and is a predicted model, not a curated record. Gene Ontology annotation, biological process: carbohydrate transport; transmembrane transport.